AUUCUACAAACAACAUAACCCAUUUUUGGGUUAUGUAACAUUAGAAUUAUCAAAAACACGCGAUGAAAGCUGUUUAAAGACAAUUUAACAACUGUCAUGUAAUAAAUAAACUUUUAAUUAUCUAGGAAAUAGCUUUACCCAGCUUUUAGUGUCCUAGUUUCAAUUCUUUUGUUAAGCAAAAUAGUUUCUUAGAAUAAAUGUGUUAAAAAUGGUAACGAAUUGUUUUUAAACUUGUAUAAAUACUGAUAUAAAAGUGACAAAGAUUCAGCAGAGUUUCGUAAAAAAGAUACAAUGAAUUCAAUUAUUGUUUUUAUUGCCCUAAUUGGGUUAUCAUUUGGACUACCCGGAGUAAAAGUCCAACUCACUGAAAAACAAAUUGAAGAUCUUUUAUCCAAAAACGGAUUAUUCUCUGUAGGUUUAAACAAGGCUAUUGGAAAACUAAACAACGGCAUUGCUAAAUAUCGACUAGUAAGAGAGAAGAUUAUUGAUGCAUCUUCACAAAUUGUUGGAAGUAUUCAAUUUGAAGUUAACGUUAGAGUUGUCGAAUCAGUUUGCGAAAAUUCACCAAUAAAUUCGAAUUUGAUGACGACUAAAGAAUGCCCUGCUAUAGAGCCAUUUGCUGCAAAAGUUUGUACGGUUGGUAUGUGGUACCGUCUUUUUGUUCCUCAAACAAUUGACUCCUUAGUUGUAAACACCUCAUGUAGAUCAGAAUAAAAAAUUUCAACUUUUAA
This is a messenger RNA of Hydra vulgaris (swiftwater hydra), 731 nucleotides long. The record is from RefSeq and is a predicted model, not a curated record. Lineage: Eukaryota; Metazoa; Cnidaria; Hydrozoa; Anthoathecata; Hydridae.